This is a messenger RNA of Austrofundulus limnaeus, 2171 nucleotides long. It is a transcript of the gene mier2, whose product is annotated as mesoderm induction early response 1, family member 2. Gene Ontology annotation, molecular function: histone deacetylase binding; transcription corepressor activity. Gene Ontology annotation, cellular component: nucleoplasm. NCBI's taxonomy places the organism in Eukaryota, Metazoa, Chordata, Actinopteri, Cyprinodontiformes, Rivulidae. Gene Ontology annotation, biological process: negative regulation of transcription by RNA polymerase II. The record is from RefSeq and is a predicted model, not a curated record.
GUGGGUGAAAACCAUUUGGACAUCAGUGCAGYGGUUGUGGCCUAAUGAAGAAUGGGCAAAUCCAGCCAUGAAGCUGCUCAGCAGAAGAAGUAGCAGCUGCAGGAAAUCUUAAAGGAGUUGGAAGCGUCUUCACUUCAUGAAGAUGGCAGCACCAUCCCAAACCGCCAGCGAGCUUCCCCUGGAGGAGCUGCUGGCUUUGUAUGGAUAUACAGUGUCAAAUCCAGAGAAGGAAACAUGUCUGAUAACCACCAGCUUACCAGACAUGAGACAGGACAAGGAUCAAAUAACUAAAGACCUGUUUCAUGGAAAAGAAGGGUCAGCUUGUGAUCUCACCUCCUCAAACACCUCAGAUCUGCUGUGCUGCCUUAAGGAUGAAGACAAAACCAUGUCUGUCAGCUCCUCAGAUGACUCCUCUGAUGGCUCUGAUCCCUCCAAUGAAGAGCACAAGGAGAUAAUGGUCGGCUCAAUGUAUCAAGCAAAAAUCCCUCCUAUAAACUCUUACUCCUGCCAGGAGAUAGCCUGCAGCAGCGAGGACCAGUUGUUGUGGAGGCCAGGUGUUCUCCCUGUGCAGGAAGAAGAGGAUUUUUUACUAAAUGUGCAGAGAUAUCAUGACCAGGAGGGGGCAGUAUGCAAUAAAGGUGCCAUUGUUCGAGACAACGAGCAGGCUUUGUAUGAAUUAGUCAAAUGUAACUUCAAUGCAGAAGAAGCUCUGAGGCGAUUACGGUUCAAUGUGAGAGUGUUCAAAGAGGAGCUUUGUUCAUGGAGCGAGGAGGAGUGCAGGAACUUUGAGCAUGGCUAUCGUGUUUAUGGGAAAGACUUCCAUCUCAUUCAGGCUAAUAAGGUACGAACACGCUCUGUGGGCGAGUGCGUGGAGUAUUACUACAUGUGGAAGAAGUCYGAGCGGCACAUCGACUUUAACCAACAGACCACCAGGAUGAGCCGAAAGAAGUACAGCCUGCAGUCAGAGAACAUUGAGGAUGAAGACCCGGAGGGAGAGGGGGGCGAUCUGAAGAGAGGCAACAUUUCCUCUGAGAUGUUGUCACAGAGCUCUGUGGGAACUGGGCAGCUGGAGUCUCCGUUACCUCCACAUGCAAACCUGGAUCGAAACAAACAAGACGGUGAGCUGCUGAUGAGUCUGUCAGAGCUGUGUGGUGACGAGUGCCCUCAGCAGCUCUUUGAGUGUCCGUUCUCUCUCCGGCCCGUGGACGACCCGCAGGAUCCCGGCUCUGACAGCGGUCCAGCCCGGCUCCAGUACCAGUCAUCGGCACAGAGCCCUGACUGGGCCUCGCCGCCCCGUCACCACCACGACUACGGCCUCCUGAACUCCUGCUUGUACCAGCUCCACAUGCGAGGUGGACCUUUUGUCUCUGAGGGCUCUGACUGUGAUCCAGCAGGCGGUGGGACUCAGGUGGAGUUCGGCCUGCCUUCCACCUCACCUUCCUCAUCCGCUGUCCUCUCAUCACACUUGCAGGCGUUUGGCAGCCUGCUGCACCCCUAACCUGUGCAGCAUCCUCGCCGACACAAACUGGGCGCUACAUUUUGUAAUUGGCUUUAUGGAAAGGGGGUUUGGGUGCUGGGCCUAAUGUGUUGGUUGUGGUUUCACCGUCAACUCCGAUUUAAAACCUCCAUCCAGCAACAACRAGCAUUUUACUUUCAGGCAUUGAUUAGUUAAUUACCUACAACUGAUCAGUUCGCAGAUCAGAAAGAAAAACUUAAAGCACAGUGCGGUUUGCUGAAAGCUGCUGUCCAGUUUGUCUUAAACGCAGCUGAGAAUCACAACUAAUUCAGAUUUAAAUUCUAAGAAAGGUGUCAGGUACUGGGAAUUGUUUUUUAAUUUUUUUUGUUUGUUUCUUUCCUCACGUUUUUUUUACCUGAAGAGUACGGAGCCUGUCCGAUGGCAUUGGAUAAAAAGUUAAUGCACGGCCACAAGAUGAUGUGUCCCACAGAGGUUGCAGCCCACAUUGGCCACACCCUACAUAGGCUGCCAGUGUAGGCUGCACAGACGGCUGUGAAAUGAGACGGUCUAGUCUACAGAUGUUGCAUGUUUGCGUGACCACGUGCUGCCCUGUUAUGGUGAAAUGUUUUAUGUCACAUGCCUUCAGUUGUUUUUUUCAUGUUAGAACUUCACAAAAUGCACUAUUAUUAAAAAAAAUACAUAAAAAUAAAUAAAA